AUGCGCUUUAAAACUGUGAAGUUGACGGCGAUAUGUAACGGGCCAAAGUGGACAAUAUCUAUUAGCGGUGGGCUUGUGUUGUUACACUUUCACGUUCACUACUCUACAAUUGCUUUCGUUUUAUCUGCAGCAAUUGGUAGACACUCUUGAGCUAUGUAUCCGACUCCAAAUCCUUACAGGCACAUCCUAGAAGCUGCAGAUGAUUUUGAAAAUUUUAGUUCUAUUCACAUUCCUCAACAUCUUUAAAUAAUGUUAUAAUCAGCAUCUCUAGUAGCUGUGAAGCCCAAUUUAUGAUCACCAACACCUUUCUUUGAUGACCAAUUUAUGAUGAACAUAAUAUUCAUUUCUUUGACUGACCAUUUUCAGUAAUAUAACAUGGUGAUAUGCUGGUUCAUUACUUUCUCACCGUGCUACCUUGACUAUGUCCAGUUAUUCUCACGUGGCUGUGAAGCCCUUUGAAGUGUUUGUUUCAGUACACUAGAUAUGACAACCAUGUUACUGCGAGUGAUAUGAUCACUCCGCUGGAUGUUUCAGUCGGUAUUGGGGAGAACUACCAGCUUUGUUAUCCUCUACGAACAGAUCCAUUGGCUCAUGACCGAUCCACAAGUGUUGGCUUGUAUACUGUCUUCACGAACUGAUGUAGUAAGUUAUGUUUAAUAACUUUGGUUUAGUUGUUUUGUUGUCAGAUCUUAUGGUUCAUCUCUUGUAUUAAAUACUUUUGAAUCAUAAUAAACUGCCUUCACCAUGUUCUGGGAGAAUUCCUUCCUUCAGAAGGCCGGCAACAUGAUAAUGCCCGGUAUCACAAUCGGCAUGGAGCAGCAAAAGAACGUUGCCAUUUUGCCUAUUCAAAUGUUUGAUCCAUUUAUUGAUCUGCAUAUGAUUCUGAUCAUCAUUGGCCAUGUGGAAAUUGCCACUGCAGUUUGUUUACGAGACUCUAUGUUAAGGAGACAAAGGAGGGAGGGGAACUCAUUUGUUCACUGGAAAAUCGAGGUUUCCUCAAUUCUGCUGGUGAAGGUAUUCUUAACUUGAAGCAUGUGUUUACUUUCUCUGGAUUAUGAUGAAGUUGUACCAAACGGAAAACUAACAUCUGGUUGAAUGGAGUUGUGCAAUGGAAUCUUCCCCGAAAUGUUUGUUAUUGCUCUAGUUGUUAAUUGCAUUGUUGAUACAUGAUAUCUGUUCGCGUUAUCAACAAUUAUCAUUAGAACUGCCCGUUUCCCACAUCUAUGGGAGUAUUUUUAAUGCAUUUGAGCUGUACAGAGUUGCAGAAUGCUGACCUACAAGUCCUUUUCUCUGCGGUCAAACAUUACAGCUCCGGUUGCUUGUAUACAAAACAAUUUUGAUUGAAGUUGCAACAUAAUAUAAGAGAGACGGGGUGAAAGAUGUGAUAAAGGGCAUUGGAGUUGUCAUUUGCGGCUGGGCUUGAGCAACAUGCACGGAAGGUGUUUGUUAUAAUGCCAAAUCCAAAGAGGUGGAGAAUGGUGGUAGAGGACCAAGCCACGGGUCUAGAUUAUUAUCAUUGGAGAAGUACACACUGCGUUCUAUCCCCCUAAUUUCUGUAGCUGUCGACGUAUAUUUAGCUGCUUCCGUAAUGGGGGCAUCUUCCCAACAUUGUGUUUCUUUCGCCAGAACCAGUUGCCCCAUCUAAUGUCCUAUUAUCCACGCUUUGAAAGUGAUAAUAAAGGUGCAAUAAGACAUUAUCCUUUAUUAUAUAGGGUAUUGUUAGCUUGGCUUUUAUGUGGCUGCUUUCAGGUUCAAAGAUUGCAGAUGCGAUACAUCUCAAGGAUGCCAAUAGAAUUGAUUGCAGAUCUCCAUAUUGCGUGGGUGUGGUUGUCUUUGGUCACUCUUAGUGAAUGGACAAAAGAUUUUUUUUUUUUCACCUCCCAUUUAGCUGUGCAGGAUAGGGUGUCUGCAAAUGGGUGGAGGGGACACACUUUGAAGAAAAUUUAGCCGGUGGGUUUUCAGCAAAGCAAUUGAUACCAUGGAUUGCUUCUGUCAAAGUAAAGAAAGCAUGAAACUUGAGAGAGUAAGAAGACCAGAGCUAUCUUGUGUCUUAUAUGGUGGGCCGACGUAAGGACGAAGUUUGGUGCAAUUUGAAUCCAAUGGAGCUUUCAAACUUUUGGAGGACCACAUCAGCUACAAUUGACAAAUUGUUAUGUAUGCAUUUGCAGGAAGUUGCACUGGAAAAGAUCCUUCAACGUUUAUUGAUGUGCAAAUCAAGAGUUGAAAUAAUAUUACUUUUUUGGUGGGGAAAUGAGUACCAAAGCAUAAAUAUUUUGUAUAGCGAGGACUAGGAGGAGGUUGAAGCGUGUUUCCCACACUAAAUGCCAGCGAGUAGGUGUAGUAAGUACCAUGAUUGCUCCUUCCCAUUUAAUGGUGAAGAGAAAGACGAGUACAGAGCAAUCGGUUUUCUUUCAGUAAAAUGGAAAGUGGCCUUCCCAUGCUUAACUGUCUGUUGCAACACACUUUAAGGAGUCUAUGUUUGUCUUCAGACUCUUGUAGCUCUACCUCUUCUAAGUGGGUUUAUGCCAUUUUCUGGAGGAUCCUCCCUAGAAACUUUCCUCCUCCCAAGUGGGAGUUUGGUGGGAGUGCUCUUGAUCGCUCUAAAGGAAACAAGAGGAACUGGAUUCUUGUUUGGGAAGAUGGGUUUUGUGAUUUCCAUGAAUGUGAAAGAGCAGCAGGUGGGUGUCUUACAGGGAGGUUUGGAGUUGAUCUCUUCUUCAAAAUGUCUCAUGAGGUUUACAGUUACGGAGAAGGAUUAGUGGGAAAAGUUGGAGCUGAUAAUAAUCAUAAAUGGGUUUUCAGAGAUAGCGCAACUGAAAGUGAUCCGAACCUCGUCUCCUCGUGGAACUCAUCCAUUGAGCCUCAACCUCGAGCCUGGGAAUCUCAGUUUAAAUCAGGCAUUCAGACAAUUGCAGUCAUUGCUGUACGAGAAGGCGUAGUUCAACUGGGCUCUUUUGAUAAGGUCCCGGAAGAUCUCAAUUUAGUCAUUAAUGUACAGAGGAAAUUCAGCUACCUGCACAGCAUGCCAGGUAUCUUUGCUGUUCAAAGGCCCUACCUUCCUAGCCAACAUCCAUACGUUUUAAAGCCAGAUGUCCAGAUGAUCGAAAACCAAUCCACUGGGUUGAAGAGAUUGUUCAGCUCUAUGCUUGAUGAAUCUCCUAUCAAAUCCAUCAACUUAGGGUGGAACACCCCACAUCCCUUGGCCUCUGGAUCGCCAGUGUGGCCAAUCCCACCUCUUCUUCCUUCCACUUCAUGCGGUUUUGGAACUUUUAAAUCAAAGAUUCCUUCUAAUGGCACCCCGCCUUGUGAAGUCGAUGAUCGUCUCGACGCAGUUCAACUAAUGCCCAUUAACCACCCGAACCUGAAUACAAUGAAGGCUACCAACUCAGAAGUAAAGAUAGAAACCUCCAGUCAGUUAGAUGCAGCUCAAGAAACAGAAGAGAAACCAAGUUGCUUAAAUCCUAGAUUCGGGUUUGGAGAGACAAGCCAGAAUGGUCAAAGUCUCAAUUAAUUAGGAAAAGUACCUUCUCCAUGGCAUUAAUUGUCACAAAAAGGAUGAGUUUGGUACUUGCAUGGAUUUGGAUGGUUGAUUAGCAUGCACCCAAAUUGUAUAAUCACUGUUUUUUGAGUUAUCUGUCAAUAAAAAUAUCUAGAUACUAAAAGUAGUUUUAUUAUCAAACAAAGAUGGCACUAUAUUUCA
Molecule: messenger RNA, 3700 nt
Organism: Cucurbita maxima (winter squash)
Lineage: Eukaryota; Viridiplantae; Streptophyta; Magnoliopsida; Cucurbitales; Cucurbitaceae
Product: protein RICE SALT SENSITIVE 3-like
Exons: 12
Coding region: 2420-3511 (363 amino acids)
Source: RefSeq, a predicted model, not a curated record